This is a messenger RNA of Columba livia (rock pigeon), 26208 nucleotides long. RefSeq lists its product as uncharacterized. NCBI's taxonomy places the organism in Eukaryota, Metazoa, Chordata, Aves, Columbiformes, Columbidae. The coding region runs from base 4184 to 6907 and encodes 907 amino acids. The transcript is spliced from 22 exons. The record is from RefSeq and is a predicted model, not a curated record.
GAGGCCAGUAUCCAGUGCAGUGCCUCAGGGGUCAGUACUGGGGCCAAUGUUAUUCAGUAUAUUCAUUAACGAUUUGGACGAGGGAAUAGAGUGCACUAUCGGCAAGUUUGCUGAUGACACCAAGCUGGGAGGGGUGGCUGACACACCAGAAGGCUGUGCUGCCAUCCAGAGACCUGGACAGGCUGGAGAGUUGGGCGGGGAAUAACCUGAUGAAAUUUGACAAGGGCAAGUGUAGAGUCCUGCAUCUGGGCAGGAACAACCCCAGGUUCCAGUAUAGGUUGGGAAAUUACGUAUUAGAGAGCAGUGUAGGGGAAAGGGACCUGGGGGUCCUGGUGGACAACAGGAUGACCAUGAGCCAGCCCUGUGCCCUUGUGGCCAGGAAGGCCAAUGGCAUCCUGGGGUGUAUUAGAAGGGGGGUGGCUAGUAGAUGGAGAGAGGUCCUCCUUCCCCUCUGCUCCGCCCUGGUGAGACCACAUCUGGAAUAUUGUGUCCAGUUGUGGGCCCCUCAGUUCCAGAAGGACAGGGAACUGCUGGAGAGGGUCCAGCGUAGGGCAACGAAGAUGAUUAAGGGAGUGGAGCACCUCCCUUAUGAAGAAAGGCUGAGGGAGCUGGGGCUCUUUAGUUUGGAGAAGAGGAGACUAAGGGGGGACCUCAUUAAUGUUUAUAAAUAUAUAAAGGGUGAGUGCCAUGAGGAUGGAGCCAGGCUCUUCUCGGGGGCAAACAAUGAUAGGACAAAGGGUAAUGGGAGCCGGAGGAGGGGAUUGCUUUGGGGGCUUCAUCAGGGGUCUGGGACAUGCAGAGGCAGGGCGCCCAGCGGCUGUGUGCCCCCAAUCCAGGGUGCCCCCAUAGCCAUGACCUGGGUGCCGACAGCUGCCUCUGGCCAUUGAUUUCUUCGUUAUUUGCGUCCCCUUCGCUCUCCCGCCACGCUGCAGCGAUGCUGGUGGGAGGGGGCGUUAAGAAACCCCCCCCACCCAGCACCCACCCCUGUGCUGCUGCUCCUUCUCUCUAGAUUUAUAUAUAUUAAAUAUAUAUUUUUAAAAAAUGAGGGGAGAAAAGACCAUCUAGAGGCUCUCAAGGGCCAGUGCCCUCCCCAGCAGUGUGUGCCCCCCACCCUAGAAAUAAUACCUAGAAAAUUGUUCCAGUGCGAUUCUCAGGGGAGCCCCCGCUCCCAACACCCUGGCCCGGGACCCCCCUGACCCCCCCACCUCCGCCAACCCAGUCUGGUCUCUGGCUGUCCAUGGUGGCCGUGGCUUUCUGGGGGGCAGGGGGUGGUGGAGGCCGUGGGCGGUGGGUGAGGAGGGGGCAGCCAGGCGGGCUGGGGGUUGUGGGUGAGGAAGCCCAGUAGGGACUGAAGCUCCUGGGGGCACAGGCCAUGGAGGUGAUGGGGCUGAUGCUGCUCUGUGGCUCUCGGGGGUUCGCAGCUUGGAGAACGUGGCCAGAGCGUCGGGGAAGUUGGGCGGCGUGGCCGGUGUGUUGCUGGGGGUGCACAUCUGCGGGGGUGUCAGAUCGGCCAUGGAUGGUUUUUGGAGUCCCAACCUGCCAACUCCCCAUCACUGAAGAUCUGGCUGCAUCCCGCACCAGGGGAUGCUCGAAGCCGAGCUCUGGUGGGUAUUGGGGUACCCAGCGCUGCAGGGUCUGGGUGGCACCCCCAGAACGUGGGGGCUGCCUGGGGAGGAUCUCCAGCCCAGGCAGGGCCAGCUCGGGCUGCGAAGAACAGUUUGGACCAUCCAGGGUGCUUAGAGCGCUGGGGUGCAGCGGGUUUGGGGAGGGGACACUGCUCUGAUGCCAGCUGCCCCGGGCAGGGAUGAGGUGAUGCAAUGAGGACCAGCACGAUGGGUGGGGAGAGUUUUGGGGUCCCUCAGGACCCUCUUCACCCGGCUCCCUGUCCCCUGCUCCACUUCGCACCCCAUUAGGACACAGAAAGUCAGGCAGGGCCCCCGGGACACGAGGCGCUGGCCGGGCCCCUCGCGGUUCCCGGCACGGCCCCUGCUUUCUGAGCACUGAGCUGAAUUUAGUGCCCUCCCCACCUCCCCCCCGGACAGACCCGGCCCUUUUUGAGGCCAGUCUUGUCAAAAACCCCAGGAGCUCACGAUGAAAAUGAGAAGUUAAAUGAUUCCUCACAACACCAUUCAACACAAGAACCGAGAGGUUUUUGACACCUGCUUCCUUGUCGGUGUCCUACUGAGCACUAGCACAAAGCCAAGAGUGUUGCUCAGCAGCACCAACCGCGUCUGCCAGGAAUUAAUCUUCAACAUGAACCAGGGGCAGCAGAAGGCAGUCACCAGCACCACAGACAGCAAAGGAGAAGUCUGCAAGAUCCCGUAAGGCUGGAAUAGACUGUUGGCAUCUGCUCUCCACGGCAAAAGUGGAGGAGAGCGUAGAGGGAAAAGAAAUGAAAGUCAUUGACAGUGAAAAAUGCGUGGCGAAACACAGGAGGUUCUGACACAAGAAGACCCUCCCAGGAGCAAGCCAUGACUUCUGGAGCCAGCAUCUCUGGCCCGGGAUGAACGCUUGCCCAUUGCCGUGCGGCCACUUGGGGUGCAAAACUGGGGUUUGAGAGGGGCUGUUGCCCCCCGGUGUCUUGCUCUGCCUGGAGAUGUCUGUGCAGAGGUCCCUGGACAGGACGCCUCUUCCUCAGUCAGCGCUGGCAAAAGCCAUCUGGGGACACGCUCCGUCCCCUGGAACUCUUCCUUGUGUGACUCGCAGCUCACGUGUGACAGCGCUGCUCCAAACUUGGCCAUCUCUAAGGACCGGCUUUCUUUGGGAUGUGGGGUUCACUCUCAGAGGAAUCAUGGCAGCCCUGCUUUCUGUGUUGGGGUCUCCCUUUCAGCGAUGGAGCAGCUUCAGUUCGCAGUGCAAAAGGAUCUUGCAAUGGCUGUGUAGCUAGCAGCAGCGUUUCUGAAGCAUCAGAGGAGAUGUCAGAGCCAUGAGGCUGAGGGACGGGACUCCCAGCACAAGAUUGCCCGUGUUUCAAAAGGGAGGCAGCCGUGCCAGCUGGAGAACCUCUCUCGCAGCUCCAUCCCCAGCAAAGAGCUGUCUCUAGAGCAGUUUGUGCUGCUUACGGGCAAGAUCAGCCUUUGCAUUUGAACCACCUUCUUGCAGAGGUGACAGGAAACAUCCUCUGGUUUAUGUCGUUCCAGCUGCAAAGGCCAGAGCAGUGUUCUUGAGGGAGCAAGCGAUGAGCACAUUUCCUGGUCAGCAGCCGCUGGCUCAUGCCAACGGUCAAGAGAGGCAGAAGAAAUCCCUUCAGAACAGCUCCCUCUCAAAAGACACCCUUCUGCUUGAUGAACCGCAGGGAAAGGCGUCCUAAACCAGGCACUUUGACCUUGUUUUCAGCCCAGGUUCCCAGUGCUGGUGCACUCGUGAGCCAGUCGCUGCACAUCUGCCACCAAGGGGAAUCGCCUCCGAGGCCAGCUGUGCCAUGGGGAAAGGAAAGGGUGAGACGUCGGGAGAGUUUCAUUUAGUGCACAACACGGAUAAAGCCAUUCUUUCUGCAAUUAAAACUGAGGGUAUUUAAUUGAGUGAAAUGAGAUUUCAUUCCCCAUGACCUGUCUGAUUGUACUUUGAAUCUGGGCACGGGCUGCAGUGACCUGCCACAGCAUUUGAGGUGUCACCAGCUGCAUUGUAGGUGGUAAAGUGGGAAAGGCAGGAGGGAGCCUCAGCAUCUCCCAUCCCGUGGGUGACUUCAUCACAAAGGACCAGGGCGGCGCCCGCUGGCUCCUGGGGCGGCUGUUGCCAGGCAACAGAGACACUAUAUUGUCCCCUGUCACCUGUGCCCCUCGCCCAUUUGGUCACUGGCCGUGGUGGGAUCACUUGCUGUGGUGGGAUCACUGUGGUGGUGGACUCAUUUUGGCAGUUGGAUCGCUUUCGUGGUGGGAUCGCUAUUGGUGGUUGCACCACUUUUGGUGGUAGGAUCGCUACUGGUGGUUGAACCACUUCUGGUGGUUGAACUGCUGUUGGUGGUUUUAUCACUUUCGGAACUUGGAUCUGUUUGGCGACUGGAUCACUUUCAUCACUCGGAUUGCUUUUGGCACUUGGAUCUGUUCGGUGACUGGAUCACUUUCUGUGGCAAGAAGGAGGAGGAGAAAGGCUGCUGGCUGCCCAUCCCUCCAACAUCAUCUCCGGACAGAAGAGCUCCCGUCUUCCCACAUCCAGUUCAGUGUUUUCGGGCAGAGCAGCAGCGAUGGCCACACGUGGACUGCUGGAGAUGCUGAACGCCGCCAUGGGGACACCCCAUUUGGGGGUUGUCGACUUGGUGGCACUGCACAAAUUGCUUGAGGCCAUCAUCGGGCAGCUGGGCCAGCAGGAGCUGUCUGUCCUGGAGCCAGGGCAGAGCCCGACCCCCGGCCUGGCAAAGGAUCAGGACAGCAAGGCCCAGCCUGGCCAGGAGAAGGAGGAGGACGGAGCCCUGGGCACAGGGCAGCACCUCUGGAAACCAAAGCAGCAGCUGGAUGAGAAGGACAUGCUGGAGGGGACCGGGAGCAACUCCAAGGUCUCCUCCGUGGCCAAGGAGGCCAUGCCAAAAACAACGGAAGAGGAGAAGAGAGAUGUCCCCAAGAAAAGGGCUUCGCUCCAGGACCUGUGGGAGGAGAUCAGCAAGUUUAAGGAGGCGCAGUCCAGCCUGGAACAGGACGUGCGGGAGAUGAAGGAGGCCAUGCAGGAGGCGCAUUCUGGCCUGGAACAGGACAUCCAGGAGGUGAAGGAGGCGCAUGUCGGCCUGGCAGAGGACAUGCAUGCCCUGCAGGAGGCGCAUUCCGGCCUGGCGGAGGACAUCCAGGAGAUCCAGGAGACGCUUGGCCUGGAGGGUGCUGGGGGCCAGUCUGCCCCCGCUGAGCCCACCCAGGUGGCCAUGGACAGCCAGGCCAGGAGGAGCUCAGCACUGGAGCCAAAGGGACGUGGGACACAGCCUGGGAUGGAGACCAGCAAGGGGACUGCAGGGUCUGGCUCCCCGGGGAUGCAAGCAGGGAUACAGGGGCAACCAGCGACCCCUGUGAAGUUGUCAGGCGCUCCCUCCAUUCACAAGAGGUCUAUUGGUGCCAACGCCACCACCCCGGGGAUGCAGCCAGGAUCCCCGGGCACCCAGGCCAGCACCUCCCUGGGGACACAACCAGGGGCCCCUGAUGCCCAGGCCAGCACCGCGGGGAUGCAGGCAGGAUCCCCUGGGACCCACACCACCACCCCUGGGGUGCAGCCUGGGUCCUCCAGCUCCAAAGCCACCAUCCCAGGGGAUGCCCAAGAGCCGGCCAAGCCCUGGGGCUCCACCAGCACCUCAAGCUACGAGUCGGAGAUGCGGGAGGUGCUGUCACAGGUUGGGCAGCUCGGCCAGCUCUGCGCUGGUCUGAAGGAACAGGUGGAGCAGCUUAAAUCUACAAAAGCAGAAAGCGCAGAUCUUGAGGACGUGCGCCGGCUCUUCCCAAAGGGAGGCCGGCAGAGCAUCACCAGCAUCCUGGCCGACCUCAGGUGCCAGGUGUCCUUCCUGCAGGACAUGGCCAGGGCCCUCCACGGGGAGAAGGAGAAGAUCAGCAAGGUGGAGGAUGCUCCCAGAAAGACGAGGGGGUCUGGAGCCGGUAGGAAAGCAGACGGCAGUGGCCAGAUGACCCAACAGCCACGGCCCAAGGGACAGAAGGUCAAGGCAGAGCGCAAGGAGCUGGGGAAGCAGCAGGAGCCAACCCAGGCCGAGCUGGAGCAGUUUGCGGCCAAGUACGUGAAUAAGUUGGUGAUGGAGGCAGCGCAGCAGCUGCAGGCAGAGCAGGUGGACGAGCCGAGGACGACGGCGCAGAGCGGGGGACACGAACACGCAGGGUGCCACGUCUGCAGCCCGGACACCAGGGUGCUGCUGGGGAAACUCCUCCAGCGCUGCGAGAAGCUCGAGGAGCAGGUGGAGUCCCUGGUCCAGAAGGCGGGCAGCAAGGUGGAGAGUCAUCCGAAGUGGAGGAGACAGUCCCUGCAGCAGGACGAGCAACUCAAGUGCCUCCAGGCCAGCAUCAUGCAGCUACAAAAGGACUAUGAGAAGUUGAGCUCGGCCCUUGCAAACCUCCAGCAGGAUCGUCAGCAGAAGCAGAAUGACAUCAAGGCUCUGUCCCAGGCCCUGGGGAGGCUGGAGAAGAAGCAAGCAGACAAGGAGGAGAUGCUGGUGCUGGGAAUCGAUGAGAAAGCAGACAAAGCCUCCCUGGCUGACAAAGUCAGUCGCAGCCAGCUUGAGGCGUGCGAGGAGCGGCUGACCAAGAUGAUGGAGGAGGUGACGAGCCGGGUGACGGGCCAGGAGAACGGCUGGCUCCAGUUCCAGAAAGAGCUGCAGAGACAGAUGGACUGCAAGCUGGACCGCCGGGAGCUGGGGGCGUUCCGGCAGCAGCAGGAGGAGCGGUGGAAGAGCCUCAGCGGGCAGCUCCAGGAGAAGGCGCUGCAGGCAGAGCGUGACGAUGCCGCUGGGAUUAGGAAGCAGCUGCUGCCCGGUUUCCAUUGCCUGUCCUGCGACCGGCCCCUCAACAUGCUGGCACCUGGACCGGAGCGGACGGGCGAGUGUAGAUACCCCACUGUUCCGCGGAGCUGCGGAGGCCAACACACCGUCACGCCCCCGCGUUUCCAGCCCAAACCGCCCAGCACCCCACGGCCAUCCCAACCCAGUGCCCGCAGCCCCAACAAGAAGGACGCGAUGCAGCUGUUGGGCCAGGACGGCACUGAUGGGAACCAGCAGGACGAGCAGCUCUCCAUGAUGGGGGGCUCUGAGCUGCCCACAAUGCCAAGGGCCACCCCAGACACCCCGACCUCCAGGAACCGGCCAAGCACCCGCUCCUCGCUGAGAUCAGCCGUGCUGCUGCACCUACCAGUCUCGUCUCCCAGACGCUUCACCCUGGCACCGCAGCUGCUGCCGCCCAUCCCGCCCCCCCGCCGUGAACCAACCCCCUGACAGCCGGGCAGGACGGGGUCCCGGCCCCGGUCCCACCGCCCCGGGCACUGAGCAGGCAGCGGCUGCAAUAAAUGGCGAUGGGAAACCAAGCACCGGUGUGGUCUGAGAGGAGUCCCUGGGGCAGGAUGGCAGAAAGCCCCCUGUGUUUGCUUUUUCAGGAGAAAAAUAAGUGCUAAAAAGGCGCUUUGGGGGUGCCCAGGUGGAUCCAGUUGGUAUCCAGGCCCCCCCAGAAGGAGCACGGGGAGCAAACCAGUGGGCACCAGGGCAGAGCCAGCAGAGGCCCAUCCUGCCCCCGGGUGGGGCUGAGGUGUCCAUGGGCUUCAGAAACACCCCUGGGACUAACUGGGGGGACGGGGUGAGGGGGGAACCAGGGGGCUGUGCAAGAAGCCGGGCUGGCUGUCGGCAGCCGGAGGAGGGGAGCGCUUUGCGCUUUGCUCUGGGUCAGGGGAUCCAGAACUGGGGGGACGCAGCAGCUUCGUGCCCCGCCCCGGGGUGCCCACGGCCGCCGUGUGGCAGAUGUAUUGUUAACCCCGUCUCCCCCCCACUUCCCCCUUUUGCCCCUCCCUCUCCCCCCUUCCCACUCAGGACAGGCGAUCCGGAGGGAAAGAAGGACAGAGAGAAGAGAGUUGGAAAAACUGGCAAUGUUUUACUAAUGCUAUAUUAAGAGUAGAGAAAAUAAUACAAAACCAAUCCUGAAAGUCUCAGCAACUGCAGAGCCGGCACCUGAAGUCCUGGACUGGACUCUGCAGCCAACCGGAGCUGGAUUCAGUCUCUCAGUAGGCCUCAGUUUGCAGGGACGACUAGCAAGGUCCUCUCCUAAUGUCACCAUAAGCAGAAGGGACGAAAAGGGGCAAAGAGGACAAGAUCCUCAUGAUCUGCCACUUGUAUAUGAAGUAUUCAUGUGAAGGGGAUGUUAUACACGGUUGGUCAGUUUGUUGGUCACCUGUUUCUUGUUGCUCCUCUUGCAAGAUGUGAAUCUGUCCUUAUCAACAAGUAAGCAUUCCAUUGCAAUGUUUAUCAAAACAUGUAUCUGGUUCUCCAGGAAAAGGCAGCUAAUAUGAAGCUUUAGCUGACAGGCAAAUUCAUGCUGUCUGCCUAUCAGAUUGCCGGAGGGGCGGGCGUCGAGGGCUGGGUACUGCGUGCCGCCCGCAGCCAAUGAUGGUGCGGAAGAGGCGGGCGUUGCGGUGUCCCUACUGCGCAUGCCCCAGUUGCGAGCGCUGAUAGGCGGAGAGGGAGAUGAUUGACGUGUCCCGGGGAGCCAACCGGGAUGCGGCAAGGGGCGGGUGCUGCAGUCUCCCUAGUGCGCAUGCCCAAACCGCGAGCGCUGAUAGGUCCGCGGUGUCUCGGUGCCGGGGCCGGGGGGGGAGACCGGGAGCGAACGGGAACGGGGGUCGGGGCGGCUGCGGAGCGCUCGCUGCGGCCGGCGCCCGGGCAUCGGGAGGCGGGCGGCUCAGGGCCGCCCUUCGUGAGGUUUCUCGGAGGCGGCAGAAGGGCGGAGGGGAAGGAGGCGACAGCCGGGGACCUCCCGCCGCGGGCGUCUCGGGGGCGCGGCGGCUGUCGGUGCCCGCGGAGCCCGGCGGGACGGCGGGGGAGCGCGAGGGGCACGGAGCGGCGAAAGAGGCGGCAGUGGAUCCGUCUGGCAGUCGGUGGCCCACGGUUGCUCGGCAACAGCAGAAGCGGAUUGAAGGGACCGGCCGCUGGAGGAUGCCGAAGCCUCCCGGGUCAGCGAUGGGAGCAGCUUUGCGUAAAGCGAGGGGUACGUGAAGCCGGGCGUGCGGUGCCGACCGCCCAGCAGGUAAGGGAAGCUAAAGCUUUACCUCCAGGGACUUCUGCCCAGAAAGCUGAAGCAAUUGCUCUCGCGUGAGCUGUAGAGUUACGCAAAGAGAAGAAGAUUAGUAGCUGCACUGAUUCUAAGCAGGUUUCUUGAAGGGUGCGGGCCCUUGAAGCCGUUUGAAAAGAAUAAAGUGUAUUAACGGCACAAGGGAGGCAGAUUAAACGUGAUGCUCCGGUUGCUGGAAGCUGUGCUCUUGCUAGGAGAGUUGCCGUCACGCGUUGCAACGGGCCUCAGAAGGGAAACGCUGCUCAGGAAACUGGCAAUAAAUUGGCAGGCGCCGCUGUCAAACCAGCCACCGAAAGGACAGAGACCGGUACGGAAGCCGCGUCUCUGAGCCCAGGUGGCCGUGUCCUCCAGCCAACGUCAGGAAACUGUAACAAAGAGGAUAAGCAAUUAAUAGGAGAUCUAUAGCCCGAUCAGAAUUAGGGUCCAAAGGAGCCGUCACCGGCGACGGGAGAGCAGCGGCGCCUCGCGGCGCGAGGAGCUGACGCGCUCUGUCGAGAUCGGACGAACAGGUAAGAGCGAAUUUAGAAGCUCUGUGCGAACGAGGCAAUGGGAAACGUGCCUAGAAAACCAUCUUGAUGGUGCACGCGGGGUACAGACAAGAGCAGCCGGACGAGGGAAACGUACCAGGACAACGCUGGCAAAGGGAGUUCUCCGAGCUGCCUGGAAAAGGGGGGUGUCGAUACCGGCCGGCACGAACGGCUCCCUUCUCGGGUCGGCCGGAAGCGUUGCCGUGCCGGGGGGCGGCUGCCGGCCUGCGGGCCGGGGCUGCGGCUGUUUGGGGCGCUGCCCCCGCUUUGUUUUCCUCGGGGAGCCCCCCCACGUUCGGGGGCUUGUGGGACGUGCACGUGCGAAUGACACGGUGUUCCCAGCUGCUCUGUUCUCUGCCUUGUUUUUUCAGGUGCCUGUCCCUGUUUUCUGUUCCCGCUUUUGAAGAGAAGCUGCCGAGUCAGCGUACGCUGCGGUGAAGUUCUACAAGAUGCGGCCCUCAGGAACCGGUUGACGUGAGGGAAAUGCUUUCUGACCGCCUGCGCGGUGAGGGGACGGUUUUCACCUUUUAGCUCCUUCUGCACGACAAGAGGGAGACGGAAGAGGGGGAGCUGUGACCGCCCCGUGCUCAGCAGACCCCCCAGCCCGGGUGGGGGGAGCAGCGCCGGAGCGGGAGACGCGGCUCCGUCCUCCGUCCCCAGCGUGCCGGGGGGCGGCUCCCGGCCUGUGGGACGUGGCUGCGGCUGUUCGGGGCGCUGCCCCCCCAUGUUUGGGCGCUCUGGUAUGUACAUAGGUAAAUGGCGUUUUAAAGUAAUGUGCUGCCCGCUGGGGCUGUUUUCCUUUUCUACCUUUUUUUUUUGAGUGAAUAAAUGGGGGGACUCGGGGGGUGACGAUGACGUUACUGGAGGAGCAGGCCGGUGAGAGAUGGGGGCUUUCAGCCCCAAAAUGCCUGAACAGUCAUGGGUGGGGUGUUUAGUGGUACUGUGGGGAGGAGAAAUUUCUCCCUGUCCGUUGCAGAGAAAACAGAACAAUCCCACAUCAAAGCUGUCCUAGAGAAGUACUUGCUGUUUGUCAUUGCGGUUCUAGAGCAGCCCGAUGUGCUGUUAAAGGUUGUGGUGGUGCGGGUCAGGGAUCCCCAGGCUGUGCCGAGACCGCAGGACGGCUGCUGGUGGAACAAAGUCAAGGACAACUUCUCAGAGUAAGAACCUCUCUAUUUGUUCUCCUCGGGACACAUCCCUUUGCCUCUGGACCCCUCACAAGCUCACUCGCCACCUUGUUCCCUCAGAAACCCGUUUCCUCCCAGUUCCUCUGCGAUUGCCCUGCCUGCCUUUGGGUCCCUGCAGGCUCGUUGGUGGCAUCACGGUGCCUGUUUGACCUUUUGCCCCGUUAAAUUCCCCUCUUUUCUCUCUUCCCCUCAAAACUUCCCCGGUUGCUCUUGUCACAUCCCAGAGGCCCCAUUUUCCCCUCUUGUCUCCUCUCAGGACCCCCCAUCUGUUGGCCCCUGUCGAGGGUUUAGACUGCGGGGUGACAGUAAAACCCUGGCAGAUGUAUUGUUAACCCCGUCUCCCCCCCACUUCCCCCUUUUGCCCCUCCCUCUCCCCCCUUCCCACUCAGGACAGGCGAUCCGGAGGGAAAGAAGGACAGAGAGAAGAGAGUUGGAAAAACUGGCAAUGUUUUACUAAUGCUAUAUUAAGAGCAGAGAAAAUAAUACAAAACCAAUCCUGAAAGUCUCAGCAACUGCAGAGCCGGCACCUGAAGUCCUGGACUGGACUCUGCAGCCAACCGGAGCUGGAUUCAGUCUCUCAGCAGGCCUCAGUUUGCAGGGACGACUAGCAAGGUCCUCUCCUAAUGUCACCAUAAGCAGAAGGGACGAAAAGGGACAAAGAGGACAAGAUCCUCAUGAUCUGCCACUUCUAUAUGAAGUAUUCAUGUGAAGGGGAUGUUAUACACGGUUGGUCAGUUUGUUGGUCACCUGUUUCUUGUUGCUCCUCUUGCAAGAUGUGAAUCUGUCCUUAUCAACAAGUAAGCAUUCCAUUGCAGUGUUUAUCAAAACAUGUAUGUAUCUGGUUCUCCAGGAAAAGGCAGCUAAUAUGAAGCUUUAGCUGACAGGCAAAUUCAUGCUGUCUGCCUAUCAGAUUGCCGGAGGGGCGGGCGUCGAGGGCUGGGUACUGCGUGCCGCCCGCAGCCAAUGAUGGUGCGGAAGAGGCGGGCGUUGCGGUGUCCCUACUGCGCAUGCCCCAGUCGCGAGCCCUGAUAGGCGGAGAGGGAGAUGAUUGACGUGUCCCGGGGAGCGAACCGGGAUGCGGCAAGGGGCGGGUGCUGCAGUCUCCCUAGUGCGCAUGCCCAAACCGCGAGCGCUGAUAGGUCCGCGGUGUCUCGGUGCCGGGGCCGGGGGGGGAGACCGGGAGCGAACGGGAACGGGGGUCGGGGCGGCUGCGGAGCGCUCGCUGCGGCCGGCGCCCGGGCAUCGGGAGGCGGGCGGCUCAGGACCGCCCUUCGUGAGGUUUCCCGGAGGCGGCAGGAGGGCGGAGGGGAAGGAGGGGACAGCCGGGGACCUCCCGCUGCGCGCGUGUCCGGGGCGCGGCGGCUGUCGGUGCCCGCGGAGCCCGGCGGGACGGCGGGGGAGCGCGAGGGGCACGGAGCGGCGAAAGAGGCGGCAGGUGAGUGCGGCAGCGGCGAGGGUGACCGUGCCGUUGGAACGGGGGGAGCGGGAGGGGCCGGCGCGGCGCGGCGCGGAGGCGUUCGGUUCCGGUUCCCCCCCCCCCGCCCUUACGGCCGCGCUGGCGAAGCUGCUGGGAGGCGUGCGGUCCGGAGCCGCGUCUCCCUCCGGCGCAGCGCCCGUGCCCGGUGCGGCAGCCCCUCCGGGAGCGGCGCAGCCCCCGUCGGUCGCGGGGACGGUUACAAGCAGAGCUAAGGCGCGGUUGCGGGCGGGCUGGGUGGCGUGGCGAGCGGGGCGCCGCUUCGGCGGGAGCUCGGGGCGAGCCCCGGCGGGUUCCGUGUCCUGCGGCGCGGCUUUCGCGCCGCGGCUCUCUCUGUGCGCUUUUUUGUUUGGUCGCGUUUGCUUUUUGGGUUUUUUUUGGCGGGAUUCCCGCGAAACGCGGCACGAGCGCUCGCCCGGGGCUGCCGCGGCGGGUCUCAGUGGCGCCGUCCUGUGGGCAAAGCGCGGUACUGCACCCGGCCGCCCCAACGCGGUGCCGCGGCGCGCCUCGGUGCUGCCGCCCUGUGGCGAAACUCGGGUACUGCAGCGCACGGCAAGGGGGGGGGGCAGAGACGCCGAUCGAGCCGCGGGGGUUCGCGGUCGGGUCUGUGCGUGCCGGUGUCCGUCCCCCCCGACGGGGGUCAGGUCCCCAUUGGUGUGCAAACGACACCCCUCCCUCGGUGCCUCCUUAAACGUUUAAUGAUGUAAAUACUGCUCCUGCUAACGUUGUCGGCGCGGCUUCUUUCCUCAGGGGAUCCGUCCGGCAGUCGGUGGCCCACGGUUGCUCGGCAACAGCAGAAGCGGAUUGAAGGGACCGGCCGCUGGAGGAUGCCGAAGCCUCCCGGGUCAGCGAUGGGAGCAGCUUUGCGUAAAGCGAGGGGUACGUGAAGCCGGGCGUGCGGUGCCGACCGCCCAGCAGGUAAGGGAAGCUAUAGCUUUACCUCCAGGGACUUCUGCCCAGAAAGCUGAAGCAAUUGCUCUCGCGUGAGCUGUAGAGUUACGCAAAGAGAAGAAGAUUAGUAGCUGCACUGAUUCUAAGCAGGUUUCUUGAAGGGUGCGGGCCCUUGAAGCCGUUUGAAAAGAAUAAAGUGUAUUAACGGCACAAGGGAGGCAGAUUAAACGUGAUGCUCCGGUUGCUGGAAGCUGUGCUGUUGCUAGGAGAGUUGCCGUCACGCGUUGCAACGGGCCUCAGAAGGGAAACGCUGCUCAGGAAACUGGCAAUAAAUUGGCAGGCGCCGCUGUAAAACCAGCCACCGAGAGGACAGAGACCGGUACGGAAGCCGCGUCUGUGAGCCCAGGUGGCCGUGUCCUCCAGCCAACGUCAGGAAACUGUAACAAAGAGCAUAAGCAAUUAAUAGGAGAUUAAUAGCCCGAUCAGAAUUAGGGUCCAAAGGAGCCGUCACCGGCGACGGGAGAGCAGCGGCGCCUCGCGGCGCGAGGAGCUGACGCGCUCUGUCGAGAUCGGACGAACAGGUAAGAGCGAAUUUAGAAGCCCUGUGCGAACGAGGCAAUGGGAAACGUGCCUAGAAAACCGUCUUGAUGGUGCACACGGGGUACAGACAAGAGCAGCCGGACGAGGGAAACGUACCAGGACGACGCUGGCAAAGGGAGUUCUCCGAGCUGCCUGGAAAAGGGGGGUGUCGAUACCGGCCGGCACGAACGGCUCCCUUCUCGGGUCGGCCGGAAGCGUUGCCGUGCCGGGGGGCGGCUGCCGGCCUGCGGGCCGGGGCUGCGGCUGUUUGGGGCGCUGCCCCCGCUUUGUUUUCCUCAGGGAGCCCCCCCACGUUCGGGGGCUUGUGGGACGUGCACGUGCGAAUGACACGGUGUUCCCAGCUGCUCUGUUCUCUGCCUUGUUUUUUCAGACGCCUGUCCCUGUUUUCUCUUCCCGCUUUUGAAGAGAAGCUGCCGAGUCAGCGUACGCUGCGGUGAAGUUCUACAAGAUGCGGCCCUCAGGAACCGGUUGACGUGAGGGAAAUGCUUUCUGACCGCCUGCGCGGUGAGGGGACGUUUUUCACCUUUUAGCUCCUUCUGCACGACAAGAGGGAGACGGAAGGUUAAGUAACACGUUGUUUAGGAGCUGAGAGCUUAGUUUGUAUUUAACUAAUAAUUAAGAGACGUGUUGUCAGCGAGAAACUAAACGAUUACAACUAACCUCAUCAAAUGAAGUAAAGACAGGCCAGCCAGGCGUGGUGGUGGAGUUGCUCUCUAUGUGAGAGAGCAGCUACAGUGUACUAAAUUCUGCCCGGGAGCGGAUGAGGAGCGAGUUGAGAGUGUAUGGGUCAGGAUCAAGGGGCAGGCUGGCAGGGGUGACACUGCUGUGGGCGUCUGUUGCAGGCCAGCAGAUCAGGCUGAGGAAGCUGAUGAGGCCUUCUAUGGGCAGCUGAGAGCGGCCUCACGGUCACAGGCCCUGGUUGUUGUGGGGGAUUUUAAGUUCCCUGCUGUUUGCUGGAAGGACCGUUCAGCCAGCCAGCCACAGUCCAGGAGGUUCCUGCCGUGCAUCGGUGAGAACCGCCUCAUGCAGGUGGUGGAGGAGCCGACUGGGAGAGGUGCACUGCUGGAUCUCAUCCUCGCUAGCAAGGAGGGUCUGGUCGAAGCAGGAAAGGUUGAGGGCUGCCUGGGUUGCAGUGACCACGAGAAGGUGGAGUUCAGCAUCUUGGGUGGCAGGAACAGAACAGCAAGUAGAAUUGCAGCCCUGGACUUUAGCAGGGCUAACUUUGGCCUUUUCAAGCAAUUGCUGGGGGAAAUCCCACGGGCAAGACUGCUUGAAGGAAAAGGGGCCCGAGAUAGCUGGGUUGCAUUCAGAGAUUGCUUCUUCCACGCUCAGGAUCAGAGCAUCCCCACACGAAGGGAGUCAAGGAAGGGAGCCAGGAGGCCUGCGUGGUUGAACAGGGAUCUGUUGGGUAUGCUCAAGCAGAAGAGGAGAGUUUGCAGGUCAUGGAGGCAGGGGCUGGCCACUUGGGAGGAAUAUAAGGCUGCUGUUAGAGGAUGCAGGAAGGCAGCUAGGAUAGCCAAGGCCCCCUAGAAUUACAGCUGGCGAGAGGGGUCAAGGACAGCAAAAAGAGCUUUUUCAAAUCCAUAGCAGAUAAAACUAACACCAGAGGCAAUGUAGGCCCACUGAUGAACGGGGUGGGUGCCCUGGUGGCAGAAGAUACAGAGGAGGCAGAAUUCCUGAAUGCCUUCUUUGUCUCUGUCUGCUCUGCCGGAGGCCGUCCUGGGGAGCCCUGUACCCCUGAGACCCCGGAUGAAGCCAGGUCAGUGGAGGAGUUUGCUUUAGUCGAUGAGGACUGGGUUAGGGAGCAAUUAAAUAGUCUGGACAUCCAUAAAUCCACGGGUCCGGAUGGGAUGCACCCGCGGGUGCUGAGGGAGCCGGCUGAAGUCACUGCUGGACCGCUCUCCGUCAUCUUUGCCAAGUCUUGGGAAACGGGGGAGGUGCCCGAGGACUGGAGGAAAGCGAAUGUCACUGCAGUCUUCAAAAAGGGCAAGAAGGAGGACCCGGGUAAUUACAGACCGGUCAGCCUCAGCUCUGUCCCUGGGAAAGUAAUGGAACAGCUUCGUCUAGACAAUAGAGCAGUGAGGUGGGUUGCAAACUGGCUUAAGGAGAGAAGCCAGAGAGUGGUAGUCAAUGGUGCGGAGUCCAGCUGGAGGCCAGUAUCCAGUGCAGUGCCUCAGGGGUCAGCGCUGGGGCCAAUGUUAUUCAAUAUAUUCAUUAACGAUUUGGACGAGGGAAUAGAGUGCACUAUCGGCGAGUUUGCUGAUGACACCAAGCUGGGAGGGGUGGCUGACACGCCAGAAGGCUGUGCUGCCAUCAGAGACCUGGACAGGCUGGAGAGUUGGGCGGGGAAUAACCUGAUGAAAUUUGACAAGGGCAAGUGUAGAGUCCUGCACCUGGGCAGGAACAACCCCAGGUUCCAGUAUAGGUUGGGAAAUUACAUGUUAGAGAGCAGUGUAGGGGAAAGGGACCUGGGGGUCCUGUUGGACAACAGGAUGACCAUGAGCCAGCCCUGGGCCCUUGUGGCCAGGAAGGCCAAUGGCAUCCUGGGGUGUAUUAGAAGGGGGGUGGUUAGUAGGUUGAGAGAGGUUCUCCUUCCCCUCUGCUCCGCCCUGGUGAGACCGCAUCUGGAAUAUUGUGUCCAGUUGUGGCCCCUCAGUUCCAGCAGGACAGGGAACUGCUGGAGAGGGUCCAGCGUAGGGCAACCAAGAUGAUUAAGGGAGUGGAGCAUCUCCCGUGUGAGGAAAGGCUGAGGGAGCUGGGGCUCUUUAGUUUGGAGAAGAGGAGACUAAGGGGGGACCUUAUCAAUGUUUAUAAAUAUAUAAAGGGUGAGUGCCAUGAGGACGGAGCCAGGCUCCUCUCGGUGGCAAACAACGAUAGGACAAGGGGUAAUGGGAUCAAGCUGGAACACAAGAGGUUCCACUUAAAUUUGAGAAGAAACUUCUUCUCAGUGAGGGUGGCAGAGCCUGGCCCAGGCUGCCCAGGGGGGUUGCGGAGCCUCCUUCUCUGGAGACAUUCAAAACCCGCCUGGACAUGCUCCUGUGCGACCUCACCUGGGCGUUCCUGCUCCAUGGGGGGAUUGGACUGGAUGAUCUUUUGAGGUCCCUUCCCGUCCCAAACAUACAGUGAUACUGUGAAGAAUGCGGCUUAGCAGCGCUGCUGACUCUGCCGUCCCGUUCCCUUCCCCGUUUCAGCCGGCGAGGCGGCCGGAGGACCCGCUCUGUGCGGCCGCGGGGCCCGCGGAGUCGAGGGCUCUGUCGGCGCGCCCCGGGGGUUUCUCUGGAGAGACUCCUCGUCUCGGUCGCGUCGCGGCGGGGACGGACGAGGACCUCUGGCGAGGGGUCUUUCUGCGCUGGGAGCCGGGACCGGGCACGCGCUCGCGGGGCGUCCGUAAGUCGCGGUACGGAAUUUAGGCAGGAUAGCGCGCACGGGCUUGCGAGCGCCUUACAGGCGUGCGGUGGUUGCUCGUGCGGCCAGCUUUUGGUGUCGGUUGUUCCGGCGCUCCGUCGCGGUGUAGAGCCGGCCCCGUACGUAGCGGUGAGGCGUACCGCAGUUCGGUUUGAUUCUCGGAUAGGCCUCGGCUCUGACUGUGCACUCGAACGCCAAAACCUACAGCGGAAGCUGCGGUGGCUUUAGCGUGCAAGGGGCGCGAGCGCCGUGAAGCCGCCCGUGUGGCCGAGCGUCCCGAUCGCGGCGCUGAGCGUUAGACGGACUUGAGCCGCGUGCCGGAAUUGUUUUGUUUUGGAGAGGGCGGGAUAAACUUGGAGCACAACUUGUGAGUGCGGUACGUCGUGGGCAGGUUUUAGUAUUGCCUGUGGAGUGCCGCUAGAAGCGUUCGUAGUUCUUGCUUGUCUCUGUUACUAGAUGAGCCGUGUCGUCCUGCGUGACGCGUAACGGGAGGACGGCGCGGUAGCGGUGCUCUGCACAAGAGCCCGUUGGGGGUAUUUUAGCUCGCGGGAAAGGGAUUGGGGAACCACCUGGUGGGAAUGCGAGGAGAGCAGCCCUGGCGGAAUCUGAGGAGCCGAGGCCGUUGUAUAAAUUGGACAAGGAAGGAAAGGCUGCGGGCACAGCGCGGUGCUGCACCCGGCCGCCCCAACGCGGAACUCUAAUGUGGAAUUCCUGUGUUUCAGAGGGGGAGCUGUGACCGCCCCGUGCUCAGCAGACCCCCCAGCCCGGGUGGGGGGAGCAGCGCCGGAGCGGGAGACGCGGCUCCGUCCUCCGUCCCCAGCGUGCCGGGGGGCGGCUGCCGGCCUGUGGGACGUGGCUGCGGCUGUUCGGGGCGCUGCCCCCCAUGUUUGGGCGCUCUGAGCAGCCCGAUGUGCUGUUAAAGGUUGUGGUGGUGCGGGUCAGGGAUCCCCAGGCUGUGCCGAGACCGCAGGACGGCUGCUGGUGGAACAAAGUCAAGGACAACUUCUCAGAGACUUACUUAUUACUGUUGUGAGAGUCCGAGAGAAAAGGAGGAGUGUCUGUGACUUACAGCUGUCGUUGUUGAUCUACAGUGUUUUAGAGACGGAUUCUUGCAGGAUCUAUUUCUGGUUCGUCCUUCACUCCUCCCCAGACCGCAGCGCUGGUCCGAGUUCCCCAGCACACGUGUGUGUGUCCAGCCGGGUACGCUGGGGGAGCGCGUCAGGGCGGGCAGACGGCUGAAUGGACGCGCUGUCAGCGACUGCGGAACGAGCUGGGGCUGCUUUGACCGUGUCCAGCCUUCUUUCUCCCCCCUCCACCCCUACCCUGCUGCGUUCAGUGCAGUGAAUGACCGUGAGGAGAUGGCUGUGGAUCUGGCUGUUGAAGGGUGUGUGAAGGAGAAGGAGGUGUGUGUAGAGCAGGAUUGGUGGUGGAGAUCUCCCAAUCACAGAGACAGCGUCGCUGUGCAGCUGCUAAGGACAGCGCGUCUCGUGCAGAAGAGCAUCCUUUGUGCUCCGUGUGCGUGUUCCUCCUUUGAAAUGAAGUUGUGCCGCCCGGUGUUCCACGUUACGUGUGGUACCUGCUGGGCUGAGUCUCCUCCCCGCGCUCCGGUCGGUUCCGUCGCGCUGCCGCAGCCCCGGCAGCACCGCGGCGUUCGCUGGACGCGUUGUUGGCGGAGCCGGCACCGACAAUCUUGACACGUCGAGGCGCUGCGGUGGGUUUGCCUGGAAAUUCCAAGGUAAUUCCAAGGCAGACAGUAAUAAUCCCCAAUUUAUGUAGUAAAAUUUAAAAGAGUGGAAUAUAAAUACUGGAUCACUAAUUGGAAGUAAUACCUGUAGAGAAAAAAACCUCUAGUUUAUAUCUACAAUAAAAAAUAAUGUGUGCUAGUAAAUCCGCCUGGUAGUAAUGUAAUGAUAAAAAUGUUAAAGUGUAAAUAGAUGAAAUUAUAUAGGCAUGAGCAAGAAGUAAAUUUAAUUUCAGCUAUUACUUGGUGAACUAGGCAGCAGUUGUUCCCAAUCUGAAUGCUAGUUUAAAAAACACAUUGUUUGGAAUUCCUUUUAAAUGAUAAAGGCAGAAAACUAAUGUGGAGUCAUUGGUAGCUUCAUUUGAACAACCGUUAUGAAAUAAACCGCAGACACGAAUGACUGCAUAGGAAACAAAGUGAGGAAGCUUUAGAUUUUAAACAGCAUUGGAAAGUGAUCGGGAGUGUUUAGUAUUUAAAUUAUAACAGAGCCACGAGAUGGGAGGCAACAAAGCUCAGAACCAAACAGAGUCAAAACGUUACAUUUCUUUUUUUAAAGAGAAGUAUAAAGGAACCACUAAGUAGUGGCUGUUUAUAAACAGGGGUAUUAAAAAGUUCCCAGGCAGUAAUGAUUCCCAACAGAACACUAAAAGAUAUUUAGAUGUAAAAUAAUAUUAGAAAACAGUUAUGACAGUCUGAAUUUAACCACAGCUUUUUUGGGGUUGUGCAAAAACAUGACCGCUAUUAAUUACCUCUGAGUUAAAAUAAAAAGACAUCAAACUAGAUGUGAUUAACAACAGCUAAUUUUAAUUUUUCAGUGUGCUAUCCAGUCCGGCUUCUCCCUCCAAGGGCGUGGUCUGAGAAAGCCACACCCCCAACUCCCCCCGUCCAAGCUCCGCCCCUGCCAGUCUGUGCCCUCCCCGAGGCGCGUGUCCCUUACAGACCCCUCCCAGCAGCAUAAUGCAUCGAAGCCCCGCCCGCGGCUCCACCCCUAAACUCAGCCCCUGCUAAACCACGCCCCCUCAGAGCACGUGCUGUACAGAGCCCACCCUACUCUCGGCUCCACCCCUCCCUUCCUAAGCUACGCCCUCUUUGGGCGUGUCCUUCUCCCUACCCCAAGCGGCUCCUCCUAUGGGGGUGUGACACACGGAGGCCCCACCCCCUGCCCAGUUUCCCCAGGUGGGCCUCCCAAUGGGCGUGUCUUCCCAGUCCACGCCCCUCAGCACGGAUCCCACCCCCGUGGGUGGGGCUACACCCAGCUGCGCGCUCGGCCCCCCCACCCAUGCGUGACCCUAAGUAACCCCAUGGCAGCCCUAUGGCUGCCCCACAGGUAUCGCUACAGCAGCCCUGCUCCUGCCCCGCAAGAGCUCCAGACACGCCUCUGCAGAGCCCCCACAGCAGCCACUUCAGUGCCCCACAGCUAUCACCGCAGCCGCCCCAUCCCGCCCCACGGCCGCCGCUGCGGGACCCCUGGAGCCCCCGGCCCCACACCCGCCCCGCAGCCCCACAGCGCGCGGUCUCGCGGCCGCGGUGCCGGUGAAGCCACGUGCCGGCCGCGGCCGGAGGAGCCGCCGGUUUUCCCCCCCGCACCCCCCGAUCGCUGCUGCCGCGGCUGGAGGAGCCGCUGGUUUCCCGCCCACACAUCCCCCGAUCGCUGCUGCCGCGGCCGGAGGAGCCGCCGGUUUCCCCCCCACACCCCCCGAUCGCUGCUGCCGCGGCCGGAGGAGCCGCCGGUUUUCCCCCCCCCACACCCCGAUCGCUGCUGCCGCGGCCGGAGGAGCCGCCGGUUUCCCCCCCCACAUCCCCCGAUCGCUGCUGCCGCGGCCGGAGGAGCCGCCGGUUUCCCCCCCUCACACCCCCCGAUCGCUGCUGCUGCCGCGGCCGGAGGAGCCACCGGUUUUGCCCCAACAUCCCCCGAUCGCUGCUGCUGCCGCGGCCCGAGGAGCCGCCCGUUUCCCCCCCACAUCCCCCGAUCGCUGCUGCUGUCGCGGCCGGAGGAGCCGCCGGUUUCCCCCCCCCACACCCCCCGAUCGCUGCUGCUGCCGCGGCCGGAGGAGCCGCCGGUUUUCCGCCCAGCCCCGACUCUCCUCCUUCCUCCUAAAUCGCCGCUGCAUGCCGCCACGAUGUCUUCUCUUCCGCCAUCUUGUUUCCCCCUUCUGCGCUCAUUCGCUAUUUUAUACCGAGGGAGGGAGGAGGCGCUCGCUGAUUGGCUGACAGUGUCAGCCUCGGAAGUCGUCCAUUGGCUCAUCCCCACGAGGGGUUCUCCGAGGGGGUGGGAGAAAGGCGCUGAUUGGUCACCGUGUCGCUGAGGGGAGGAAGGCACUGAUUGGUCACUUUCCGCCGAAGUUCGCCCUCCCAGUAACAGGCGCUGAUUCGCUAGCGCCCCUGAGGUAGAAAAGGCGCUGAUUGGUCGGCGUUUUCUCGCCGACGUUAGCCCACAGCAACGAAGCGCUGAUUGGGCAGCGCGGCUGACGGGGCGGCUCGGCCAUUGGCAGGAGGGCGGGCGGGGGGCGGGACCGGGCGGGACAACGAGGUAAUAAAUGGGGCGGCGCAGAACGCGCGCAGGACCAGAAAGGCGGAGGCGGCAGCGGCAGCGCGAGCUCUUCGGCCCCCCCCUCCCCCCGCCCCCCCGCGGCGGGAAAGCCGAGAACGGCAGGAACGGCGGCCGGAAUCAGUUAACGGGGCGGGUCAGGGCGGUAAUUAUCGUGCGGGUGUUAAUUGGGGCUCGGCGGGUUAAUGAGUGACCGGCGGGCUGGGGUGUAUCUGGGGGUUUUGAUCGGAACUGGGGUUUUAAAGCCGCGGGUUUGGGGGGGGGGGGGGGGGGCGGGGGCGAUUAAGGCUCCCGGAGCCGCUUUAGCGGCUUAAAUCUUUGUGUUGAACGCGGGAGGAGCCGGUUCGGGGCUUUUCUCAGCAAUCGGGGCUGGUUUGGGUCCAAUUCGGCUUUUAAAAGAUGUUUUUACGUAAUUUUUGGGUGCCGAUUUGUGCCAGAAGGCGCCUUUGAAAUCUGUUUAUUGAGGGUUUAUCAGGAGAAUUAAAGUUUAAAGCUCGGGGAGAUUUGGGGCUUUUCCCCGGGAUUUUGAGUCCAAAUCGGUUUUUUUAGAGCCCUUAUUUAUUUAAGUUGUUAUGUUUAAAGGGUUUAUUUGAGGUUUUAUUUGGAACAUUUUGGGCGGGUUUGAGGCUCCUAAGAUUUAAUUGUUGGUUUAUUAUUUGAUUUAUUAUUUCACUGCGGUUCGGGGCUCCUGAAGACGCUGAGUUGUUUCAAUUAUUUAGCGCUGUGAGGAGCCGUUUUGGGGCCGUUGGGGUCUAAAUCGGCUUUUUAAAAGGUUUAUUUAACGCGUUUAAAGUUUGAGGGGCCGAUUUGCGACUUUAAAGCUUUUUGAAUCUACUUAUUGAUAAGAAUUUAUACAAUAGAUUAAUAUUUAAAGCCCGGGGGGUGAUUUGGGGCUGUUUCCCAGGAUUGCGAGUCCAAAUGCGUUUUUUUCUGUUAACCGCUUAUUAAUUUAAAUUAUUAUAUUUAAACGGGGCUUUUUGAGGUUUUAUGAGGGUUUUUUUGAGCAUUUUGGGCGGUUCUGAGGCUCCUAAAGCCGCUUAAUUGUUUAAAUUAUUAAUUGUUAAAAUAAUGUAAGUAGUUGUUGAAAUAAGUGUGUAAGUUAUUGUAUUUAAAGCCGGGAGGGGCAUUUCGUUGCUUUUUGGGGGGUUUUAGGGCUGAAUUCACUUCAUUGAACGUGUCUAGAGCUGGGGGUCCCAGAUCUGGUGCUGAUUUGGCCCCAAAAAAAGCUUUAAAAAUCUAUUUAUUUAUAUAAUUUACUGAAUUAAUAUUUAAGCGGGAACAUGUUCGGCUUUUUUAACCCGCCGCCAUUUUGUCUCCCCCGUCCCGCUCUCCCUCACGCUGAGGGGGCCGAGGAGACGCUCGCUGAUUGGCCGGUGCCGUCUGGCGGGAAAGCCUCCCCCGGCUCAGCCCCGCUCGGCUGUCUCCGAGGGAGAGAAAGGCGCUGAUUGGUCGCUGCCUCUGAGGAGAGAAAGGCGCUGAUUGGUCGCCGCCUCCCUAAACCCACCUCCUGCGCAGAGAACAGCGAAGGCAGCCUGGCCACGCCCCCUCCGGCUGACCGCGCGUGCCCCCCCCCCCCCCCGCAACUCGGCUGACCGCGUGCCCCCCCCACUGCACUCCUGCUGACUGUGCCCCCCCGCCCCCCCCGGCUGACCGCGUGCCCCCCCCACUGCACUCCUGCUGACUGUGCGCCCCCCCCACCUCCUCCGGCUGGCCACAUCUCCACUGCACACCAUGGCGGGGAAGGGGCGGGGGGGGAUCACAAGGGUCUAUGGGGCGGUGUGGGGGUCAGGGGGGCUGUGGGGUCAAUGGGGUUGUUGUGGGGUGAAACACCCCUGAAGAGGCUGAACACCCUGCAGGUGAGUGACCCACACAGUGCCCCACAGUUCCCCAUAGCACCUCCAUUCUGCCCUAUGGAUCCACAACACUGCCCCACAGCACCCUAUAGCUCCUGCUUGCUAUCCCACAGCACCCCAUGGCUUCUCCACUCUGCCCCAUAUGUCUACAGCAGUGCCACAGAGUACCUCAUAUGUCUUCCACUCUGCCCCAUGGGUGCAGAGUGCUGCCCUACAGCACCCUAUAGCUCCUGUACUCUGCCCCACAGAUCCACAGUGCUGUCCCACAGCACCCUAUAGCUCAUUUGGCCUAUAGACCCACUGUACUGCCCUACAAUGCCCCAUGGCUCCUACACUCUGCCCCAUAGACCCACAACACUGCCUCACAACACCCCAUUGCUCCUGCACUCUGCCCCAUGGAUGCCCAGUACUGCCCCACAGCACCAUAUAGGUCCUGUACUCUGCCCCAUAUAUCCACAGGAGUGCCCUGCAGCACCCCAUGGCUCCUGCACUCUGCCCCAUGGAUGCCCAGUACUGCCCAACAGCACCAUAUAGGUCCUGUACUCUGCCCCAUACAUCCACAGGAGUGCCCCCCAGCACCCUAUGGCUCCUGCAUUCUGACCCAUGGAUGCCCAGUACUGCCCCACAGCACCAUAUAGGUCCUGUACUCUGCCCCAUACAUCCACAGGAGUGCCCCCCAGCACCCCAUGGCUCCUGCACUCUGCCCCAUGGAUGCCCAGUACUGCCCCACAGCACCGUAUAGCUCCUCUACUCUGCCCCAUACAUCCACAGGAGUGCCCCCCAGCACCCCAUAGUGACUCUACUCUUCCCCAUAGACCCACAGUGCUGCCGCACAGGACUCUACUCUGCCCCUUAGACCCAGAGAGCUGCCCCACAGCAGCCUGUAGGUGCUGCGUUCUGCCCCAUUGGUGCAAAGUGCUGCCCCACAGCGCCCCACACCUCUGUCCACCUGACCACCCUUCCCUCCUGACUGCGCCUGCGCUGCCCACUAUGGGUGGGUCACAAGGGUCUAUGGGGCGGUGUGGGGGUCAGGGGGGCUGUGGGGUCAAUGGGGUUGUUGUGGGGUGAAACACCCCUGAAGAGGCUGAACCCCCUACAGGUGAGUGACCCACACAGUGCCCCACAGUGCCCCAUAGCACCUCCAUUCUGCCCUACGGAUCCACAACACUGCCCCACAGCACCCUAUAGCUCCUGCUUGCUAUCCCACAGCACCCCAUGGCUUCUCCACUCUGCCCCAUAUGUCUACAGCAGUACCACAGAGUACCUCAUAUGUCUUCCACUCUGCCCCAUGGGUGCAGAGUGCUGCCCUACAGCACCCUAUAGCUCCUGUACUCUGCCCCACAGAUCCACAGUGCUGUCCCAUAGCACCCUAUAGCUCAUCUGGCCUAUAGACCCACUGUACUGUCCUACAAUGCCCCAUGGCUCCUACACUCUGCCCCAUAGACCCACAACACUGCCUCACAACACCCCAUUGCUCCUGCACUCUGCCCCAUGGAUGCCCAGUACUGCCCCACAGCACCAUAUAGGUCCUGUACUCUGCCCCAUAUAUCCACAGGAGUGCCCUGCAGCACCCCAUGGCUCCUGCACUCUGCCCCAUGGAUGCCCAGUACUGCCCAACAGCACCAUAUAGGUCCUGUACUCUGCCCCAUACAUCCACAGGAGUGCCCCCCAGCACCCUAUGGCUCCUGCAUUCUGACCCAUGGAUGCCCAGUACUGCCCCACAGCACCAUAUAGGUCCUGUACUCUGCCCCAUACAUCCACAGGAGUGCCCCCCAGCACCCCAUGGCUCCUGCACUCUGCCCCAUGGAUGCCCAGUACUGCCCCACAGCACCGUAUAGCUCCUCUACUCUGCCCCAUACAUCCACAGGAGUGCCCCCCAGCACCCCAUAGUGACUCUACUCUUCCCCAUAGACCCACAGUGCUGCCGCACAGGACUCUACUCUGCCCCUUAGACCCAGAGAGCUGCCCCACAGCAGCCUGUAGGUGCUGCGUUCUGCCCCAUUGGUGCAAAGUGCUGCCUCACAGCGCCCCACACCUCUGUCCACCUGACCACCCUUCCCUCCUGACUGCGCCUGCACUGCCCACUAUGGGUGGGUCACAAGGGUCUAUGGGGCGGUGUGGGGGUCAGGGGGGCUGUGGGGUCAAUGGGGUUGUUGUGGUGUGAAACACCCCUGAAGAGGCUGAACCCCCUACAGGUGAGUGACCCACACAGUGACCCACAGCAGCCCAUAGUCCCUCUGCCCUAUAGAGUCACUGCACCCCAUAGCUGCUUUUACUCUGCCCCAUAAAUGGACAGCAGUGCUCCACAGCACCCUAUAUCUCCACUGUGCCCCAUAGACACACAGUGCUGUCCCACAGCACCCCAUAUCUUGUUCACUCUGCCCUAUAGACCCACAGUGUAACCCUACAGCACCCCAUAGUUCCUCUGCCCUAUAGAUCAACAGCACUGUCCCAGAAAACACCAUAGCUUCUUCCCACUAGCCCAUAGGCCAGCAAUUCUGCCCUACAGCGCACUAGCUCCUGCACCCUAUCCCAUAGACCCACAGCAGUGCCCCACAGAUCCAGUCUGCCCUAUACAGCCACAGCACUGCUCUGCAGCACCAUAUACUUCCAGCACUCUGGCCCAUUGAUAUGUAGCACCCCACAGCUGCUGCAUUCUGCCCAUAGAUCGACGUUCCUGGGUCCCCUCACCCCACCAGCUGUCCUGGGUUGCGAUGCUGCACGGGGCCCUGUGCACAACAAAAUGAGGACAGCAUGGCUGCUGGGCGCCACCCUGCUUGGAAUCCAAGAUGGCUGGGGGGAGGGCUGGCAGCCAUGCUGGCACUGCCGGAGGGGCUGUUGGUCUGCGCCGUGCUCAGGCGGCAGCUCCCGGCUGUAUCGGCUGCUCCUGUAGCCCUGCACCCUGCCCAUGGGAACAAGGUGGCUGCCCUGAUGGGCGUGGCCAUCUCGGCUGCUGUGUCCCUGCUGGUGGGCGGGGCCAUGGCUGUCAUGGCUGCCAAGCCUGUGCUGGAAGGGUGGGGCUGAGGUGGGCGGUGCCUGCCUAGGGUGGCCAUUUUGGGGUGGGGCCCAAGGUGGGUGGUGGGGCCUGUGACUCUGUUUGCCCCUGACGGCCAUCUUGGAAAAGGGCAGCACUGUGCCGCUGCCAUCCUGACGUUGCUCCCCCAGGGCCAUGUUGGGGGAUUUUUAACCUGGUUUUGGGGCCAAUUCUCACCCAAUAAAAUUAAAUAAUGUAAAAAAA